Molecule: messenger RNA, 779 nt
Organism: Zophobas morio
Lineage: Eukaryota; Metazoa; Arthropoda; Insecta; Coleoptera; Tenebrionidae
Gene: ML8
Exons: 4
Coding region: 55-543 (162 amino acids)
Source: RefSeq, a predicted model, not a curated record
CGAAUUUGAUGUUAGUUUCGUUUGGGUAAUAAGGUGGUUAAUAUUUUGUUCACUAUGUUGUACAAAGUACUGAUUUUUAAUUUUCUGGGUUGUUUAAUAUUUUGUUCGCAGUCCGCCUACUCUCUAGAUAUCAAGGAUUGUGGUUCGUAUUUUUCGUUCGACGAUAUUGAGGUGGAGGGAUGUGAGGCAGAUUAUGUAGCAUGUACUUUAUACAUUGGACACACUCUGAACAUAUCGUUUACGAUAAACACUGGUAAGGGCAAGGGAACUUUUAAUAUUGACGCGGAUUUAAUCAAUGAUGUUGUUUUUAUCGUUAGCGGAGGACCCAAAUUCAACCUAACAGCAAGCCCAGGGAACCCAUGCGAGGUCCUAACAUGUCCACUUGACAUAAAUUACAAGGCUACCUACGAGGGUUAUAUUUACGUAGAUACAAAAUAUCAACCCUUGGGUAACGCUUACCUGCAAUGGAUUAUGGAAACUGCGGAUGAAGAAGAACAACUUUUGUGUUUCCAGUUCCCAAUAACUUUGCAGUACUUAGAUUAAAGUUAAGCUGAACUGCCUGGUAUCAAAAACAAAAAAAAAACUGUUAAAAAAAGCAAACAAAAAAAAACUAAAACACCGAUGUUAAUAUUUUUAGCAAUGCUAGUGCUAUAUGUUUAUCGUAUUUAUUUAUUUGUGUAAGGUUUAAUAGUUGUCCAAAAGACUGUUUUGUUCACUCUAGUAAAAAAGAUAUUACAUUUUUUGACUGAGUGAGUAAUAAAAUUAUUUUUAUACAUUUA